Habropoda laboriosa is the source of this 781-nucleotide messenger RNA. RefSeq names its product pre-mRNA-splicing factor SYF2. The record is from RefSeq and is a predicted model, not a curated record. The transcript has 4 exons. Bases 89 to 781 code for a protein of 230 amino acids. Lineage: Eukaryota; Metazoa; Arthropoda; Insecta; Hymenoptera; Apidae. Gene Ontology annotation, cellular component: post-mRNA release spliceosomal complex; catalytic step 2 spliceosome; Prp19 complex.
UAUCCUAAUCAAUUGCGUUCUAACCCUUUAACGAACGACAAAGAAAUCUGUUAGGUGAAAAAAUUUGGUGUUUUUGUUUUGGUUUAAGAUGGAGACAGAAGGUACAAGCGGUGAGAAUUCAGCUGCGAAGAAACAAGCCGAUAGAAUGAAACGUUUAAGGGAUCUACAUGCGAAAAGAAAUGAAGCUAGACAACAGAACCACAAGGAAGUUGUAGAGGAGGAUAAGAGGAAUAAACUUCCUUCGAACUGGGAAUCGCGUAAACGACAAGCGGAAUGGAUUGUGCAAGAUGAAGCUGCAAGGAAGGAAGCUGAGGAAAAUGGAGAAGAUUACGAGAGGACAAAAUUACUUCACAUUGAUGCAACAGAAGCAGAACGUAUAGCCAGAAAGAGGAGGAAUAAAAAAAAUCCAGAUCCAGGUUUUUCAGAUUACGAACAGGCAGCUAUUCGGCAAUAUAAUAGGCUAGUAAAAAAUAUCAAACCAAACAUGGAUUCUUACGAGGAUGCUAAAGAUAAAUUAGGUCCAGCCUUUUAUGGAGACAGAAACACCAUAUUGCAUGGUCUGCACGAAGAUAAAAAGGAAGCUAUUGAUAAAAUGGUUGAAGAUUUGGAGAAACAGAUUGCAAAGAGAGAUAAGUAUAGCAGAAGAAGAAUGCACAACGACGAUGCUGACAUUGAUUACAUCAACGAACGUAACGCGAAGUUCAACCAGAAAUUGGAGAGGUUCUAUGGAGAAUACACACGUGAAACGAAGCUUAAUUUGGAGCGGGGUACAGCUAUAUAA